AUGCCCACGACUGUGCGCUCGCCCUUCUGUCCCCAAAUGAAUAAUCCUGCACGACUAACCAGCCGCAGCUUAAGGGCGCGCGAUGACCGUUCGGCCUGGGUUCCUCGAAUAACGCGCGUCCCGUGCAUAACCAUGGUUCAUGUCUGCGAAGAACCCGAGACGUCAACACAGGUGGCUAAAAGUACACAAAGCCCCUCACGCCCUGCUUUCGCACUCUUCCCUCGUGUUCUCGAACUCGGCGCAAGCUUGCAAGGAGACGGAGUAGGAUUCGCCGCUGUUUGGGACAACGCACGGGUACUGCCGCCGGGAGUCACACGCGCCAUCGCAACUAUGCACGUCACGAGACCUUUUUCAGGGGAGAUUGUUUUCCUUACGCAUCGAGACGUCUGCGCUACCACCUCCGCCAAUGGCCUUCCCAAAACAGAGAAACUCCCUGUUUCCGCACAGCCUCCGGGCGCCGGCAAGACGUACCUGGUGAAGCAGAUGAGCAACGUGUGCGAGAUGCCGCUGUACGGCGUGCACACGCACCAGGUGCGGGGGGCGGCGCAGACCAGGAAGCUGUUCGAGCAGGCGAGGGACAACUACCCGUCGCUGGUGUUCAUGGACGACGUGGACGCCAUCUUCGCCAACCACGACGAGGAGCCGCCUUGCACAACCUACGUGCAGGCCAUCCGCGACGAGCUGUUCGCGCAGCUGGGGCCUCGCAAGCUCAAGAUUGUGGACCCGAAGUCGUCGAAGAACCCGACGGGCAGCGCGCUCCCCUCGCCCUCCUGCUCGUCCUCGGGCCGCGGGGUCAACGGCGUCGGCGGCGGGAGCAGCAGGGCCUCCAGCAGGGCGUCGACCAUGUCCCGGCCACGCCCCUCGCUCUCCCGACGAAGUGAGGACGCGUACCCCGAGGACGAGGACUCGCCCUACCCUGACAACAACGGCAUCAUCGUCGUCGCGGCCACGAGCGCCCCCUGGCUGCUCUACAAGGACCAUGAACUGCUCAGUCGGUUUCGCGGAGUGUACCUCGUGGGUCUCCCGGACAAGCAGGCCAGAUACAACCUCCUCACGACGCUCUUCCAAGACGUCCACCACAGCCUCAGCGACAAGGACAUCAUGACGGUGGCAGAAAAGACAGAAGGGUUCACCGCGCCCGCUGACCUCAUGGUGGUGGUCAAGACCCUCACGUACCGCCAGUUCUCGUACCUCCUGUCCAUGACCUCCCCGCACGUCGGGUCCGUCGACGGGAGCUCCAGCGAACUCGGGUCUUCGGGCUCGAGGACUCCGCUGUCGUCGGAAAUGUCGGAGUCCGGCUCUGAGUCGGACCUCGACGGCCUUCCGGAGUCGGAGAGCCACAUGAAGCGCGGCGUGGUGUCGGUCGCCGCCGUGGCCGCAGCCGUCGCCGCCGCCAGCGGGGCCGUGCCCAAGAAGGACCUGAAGCCCGCGGCGGCGCCCAGCAAGAAGGGGCCAGCGACGCCGCCCGCGUGCGUCACGUCCCUCUGCAAGGACUGGGACUCCGACGAGGACGAGCACACGGAAGGCCCCCACGACUCGCCCGAGAGUCAGCGGGACGAGAAGAAAAUAGCAUCCAACGACCCCCAGGCGCCGACGAGAGUCCUGGAGGAGUCGCUGCUGGCGCGGAAGGGGAGCAGCUCGGCGUCCCCAGGCGGCAAGCAGGGCGACGAGGGCUCCGUGCCGUCCCCGGACUCCGCGAUCGGCAUGUCCAAGAGCAGCGAGGAGGUGGACGCCCCGGCGAGACUAGCGGAGCAGGACGACGCGCCCGACCGACGGACGCCCUCGGAGAGCAGUAGUAGUGGAGUGACCUCUUCAGGCUGUGAUAGUAGUGAUAGCAGUGCAAUAGUUGACGAGGGAGUCGGGGAAGCCGGCGACCACGCCCCUUCUGCCAAAAGUGACAGUGAACCGAAGGCGGAGGAGGACGCAGGCGCCCUCGGAGGCUCAAGGGAAGGGCGGGAAGGCGGGGAGGAAACGGCUGAAAAGGACAGCUUAGUGGUAGAGGAGGAGGGGGACAUGGAACCCAGUAGUGAAGGUGCUCACUGUGAUAAUGACAAGGAAGAGGAUGUGAACACGACAGAAAACUCUGGAAACUGUGACAAUGACGAUGGCCGGGUCGGAACCCCCGCCGAGUUCGAGUUGCAUUACAGUGAACCCCCAGAGCCCAUGCGGGAUGACAACUGUGCCAUUGACAGUGACAGUGACAAUGACGUAGUGGAGACCCCUCGCUCAAGGGGCGGGCGCCGCGUGGCAUUUUCGGGCAUGUCUCCCAUGGAGCCUCUGUCCGUGGACGUCGGCGACAACUGCGGACCGCCCAACAUUUCCCUAGACGACAUUCCACCGAACAUCUCGCUGGCGCCGUCCAACCUGCCGGAGCCCAUGCUGGCGGACGACCGUCGCCAGGAGUCGGCGCCGAACGCCAUCCUGCUGAGCCUGCUGUCCCGUCCCACCGGCUCCGCCCGCAGCGAGCGCCGCGACCGCCACCUGGACGAGCCCUCGGAGCUGGCCUCCCUCCUGCACCCAGACCACGACCUCGACGUCAACAAGACCUCGACGCCCAUCGAGCCGAUGGGGCCCCUCACGCCCACACCCAACCUGUCUCCAACCCCAACGCCGACGCCCAGCGAAGGGUCCAGUCACAAUGGCACCGUUGGAAGCUCAGGGAGUGGCACUCACGCCUCGGGCAGAUCCACAAGCAGCGAGGUACGCAAGAAAGAUGAUAGUGACUCCUCCUUCGACCACAGUGAUACCCACACCGUCCCCUCUUCAGACAUCUCCACUGCCACGUGUAAUGAAACAGGAGAGACCAUGGAAUGCAGAACAGAUUCUGAAGAAAGGUUACAAGGGCUGGAGGACGGGCACAAUCGAGCAGACAGCGACCGUGGCAGUGAGUACGACACCCCGACGGAGGCCAAGGCUGUGGGAGGAGGAGGAGGUGGAGGUCUGAACUCUCUCCUCAGCGAUUUUGGGGAGAUCAGCAUUCAGUUGAUCAGCCUGGCUGAUGUUCUUGAGGUGGUCGCAAAGGGCUACAGGAGUGUUUCAGACGAAGAGAUCAAGCGAUACACAGACUUCAUGGUUUGGUUCUCGAAUGUAGCUAAGUCUGCUUGUCCGCAUUCUAAAGACGGUUCCCAUAAAGCCAACGCCCCUCCACUUGACGACAUCAGCGUCGACUCAACCAUAUAUGACACACCGAGCAUUGCCAAGAAGCGAAAAGGACCCCUUCGCAAGUUGGGCAGAUUCCUCCUCAAAGCCUUGAUGUUCAUCCUUGAUUGAGAGGGACAUCCUUUACAUGAAAUGAUGGUAUUUUUCUGCGCUCAGGAUUCGUAUAAGAGACUUUUUUUUUAUUACAUGUAUACAUAUCCUAGUCUUUCGUUAGACUUUUUUAUUUAUCGUAUUGGAUUUUAUCGAGGACCAAAUUGUUAGUUUUUUUAUGCAGGGAGAAAAUUAUUUGACUACUAUUGCAAUCACUUUCCUCAAAAAGUGCAUUUACACUAAUCUGGUCAUUUGGAAGGUAUGUAACUUUCUUCCAUGUUAGGUAAUAAUGCAGAUACAGGAGUCAAUAUGUCUGAUGAUCAGACAAUAUCAACAAAAUCAAUUAGUUUUUUUGUUUUUGUUUUUUGUCUUAUUUAUUUUAUUAUUUCUGAUGGUGAAGGCCAUAGUAGCAGUUAGGCAUGAAGAAGCCUUGAAAUAAAUGCCUUCUAAUAAGAGGAAAGAGGAAUAAAAGAACUUUGGUCUUCAUGUAUAUAUACAAGAUUUUGUCACAAAAUGCAAAGGAGUUGGACGAUGGUUGUAGAUCUUAUGAAAUGCCUCCAGAACGUAGAUGGAGACAGUGUGAGACAAUCAAAUAUUGCAAUUUUGACGUCAUAAGGAGAAGAUACUUUCUCUUCCGUUUCAUUUUAUGUGUUGGAGAAGCCCAAUUGUAUAAUGGUCGACUACUCUACAUGCUGAAUAUAGAAAAUGACAUGGCUCGGGUUCCUCACGUCUUUCCCAGCGAGUGAGAAAACUAGGUAGUGGAUGUCAGUUAAUGAUACUAGUAGCUGCAUCACAGAUUUUGAAACCAUGGUCACAAUACAGCGGCUUUUUUUCCUUUCUUUUUUUUUUUUUUGUAUUUAUUUUAUUUUAUUUUAUUUUUUAUUUUAUUUUAUUAUUUUUAUUUAUUUAUUUAUUUUUUUUCUUUUUUUUUCUUUUUACAAUUGCAUAAUUUCCCUUACAGUAAGUGGUUUGGGUAGUCGAGCCAAUAUAGUGUAUAUAAUUGAUAGAUUUUUGGUCAUGUGAAUAGCCUAAGUUACGAGACGAAGUUAAUUAGGUGAAUAUAUAUUUAAAAUAUAUAAAAAAAAACAAACAUUGGGAUCUUGCUUGCUUCUGCUUGUUGAUAGCAGUCAACCAGGGUUAUUUUUUCCCCUUCAUUGUGACAGUCUGCUUUUACAUAUAUUUUUCUAUUGUAAUUUUGUACUGCAGAUUAAAAAGAUUAUUCCAAGUGACAUGCAAUAAUGCAUAUUUCAAGCAUUCAGAAACCCAGACAUUCCCAGUGGAAUCAAUAUUAUUAUAUAAUAUAUCACAUUUAUAUAUAUCACUUACAGUUCUGUUGUACUUUAGUGAACUAGUAAGGCAGUUAGAAAUUGAUCAUUCAUUGUUAUUCAGGUCUAGCUAAUACAACAAGGCAAUGACAUACAUGUAUUACUAUUAUAACAAUUUAUAUAGAAUGACUUGUCUAUCAUCACUUUGAUCUUUAGUUUUUAUGUCCUUUGUAGGUGUGUGAUAGGAUGAUGUAUUCAGUAAACAAUGUUUUUAUAGCAGUGUGAUGGUGUAGUAACAUUUGUUACCACUGUUCUAGGAAAAGAGGAAAUACCUUCUUUUCAUCUUAUUUAUCAUAUUUUUAUAAUUUUAUAAAAAUGAAUUUGAUAUUUCCAUCAUGCAAUUUUGGGCUUUAAAAUUAUGAGUAGGACUUUACUGUAAAGUCCUGUUUUCAUCAUAGAAAAGAUACUGAACAAAAUUACCAAAUAUGUAUCUUCCAUGGUUUGUAUAAAAAAUAAAUAAAAUAAAAAAACAAUAUGUCACAAAGUAGGGUUGCACAUUGUUGAUUUAUUUCCCAUUUUUAUAUCACUAUAUCCAAGAAAUAUUGGAUAAAAAAUUACCCAUCUCUUUCUAAGUUCCUGCUAGUGUCACAAAUGCAAAAGAAAAGUUUGAGGUUAAUGUCUCCCAAAAGAAAUUUCACAGGAUGAACAUACCUUAUCAUUUUUUUUCUUUCUUUUUUUUAAGAACUAGCUCAAUUUUUUCUCCCUUUUUUAACAUAAAUUUAUAGGAUGCUUCUUGCACUUUUUUUUUUUUUACCCUUCAACCUUUCUUCCCUUUUACUACACAAAGGGUUUUCAUAGCGAGCGUUCGUGCUGCAUUAAAAGAGUCGCUGGAGACAUUGUUUGAUUAUAGCUGAACAAGUCUACUGGAAUAUUUUUCAAAAUGGUUUCCUUUCAUAAGAUUGGAAUUGUUUAGUAUAUUAGAAAUGAUAAAAUAUACAGAUGCAUUAUGAAA
Messenger RNA from Penaeus vannamei (Pacific white shrimp), 5526 nucleotides. Lineage: Eukaryota; Metazoa; Arthropoda; Malacostraca; Decapoda; Penaeidae. The record is from RefSeq and is a predicted model, not a curated record.